This is a messenger RNA of Opisthocomus hoazin, 4027 nucleotides long. Lineage: Eukaryota; Metazoa; Chordata; Aves; Opisthocomiformes; Opisthocomidae. The record is from RefSeq and is a predicted model, not a curated record.
AAAAUGCUGGGACAGAAGAGAUGAGUACUUCCUUUACUAAGGCCUAAAACUGCCUGUUGAAAAACAAUCCUGACCAGGCAAUAUACGAAUGGCCCAAGGAAGCCAGCAAAUUGAUGUUCAGGUUUUACAUGACCUGCGACAGAAGUUUCCUGAGGUACCUGAAGGUGUUGUAUCCAGAUGCAUGUUACAGAAUAACAAUAAUUUGGAUGCCUGUUGUGCAGUUCUCUCUCAGGAGAGCACAAAGUAUCUCUACGGUGAAGGAGACCUAGGUUUUUCAGAUGAUUCUGGGAUUCCUGGACUACGAAAUCACAUGACAUCUCUUAAUUUGGAUUUGCAGUCACAGAACGUCCAUCACCAUGGAAGAGAAGGAAUUAGAAUGAAUGGAAGUAGGACUCUAGCUCACAGCGUGAGUGAUGGACACCUUCAAACCAGUCAUCCAACAGAGGUUCCACAAGGAUUUAAUGUCUUUGGGAUGGCUAAUACAGUUAGUACGUCUAAUCCAGGACAGCAUCUUGGAUUUCACCUAGGCAGCAAAGGAGUAUCUAACUUGUCUCAACAAACACCCAGAUUCAACCCCAUUAUGGUAACUUUGGCCCCAAAUAUUCAGCCUGGUCGCAAUACCCCAACGUCUUUGCACAUACAUGGUGUACCUCCUCCUGUACUUAACAGUCCACAGGGAAAUUCUAUCUAUAUUAGGCCUUACAUCACAGCUCCGAGUGGUACCACUCGACAGACACAUCAGCAGCCAGGCUGGGCAUCUCAGUUUAAUCCUGUGCACCCUCAGCAAGCCUACCAGCCUUCGCAGCCAAGUCCCUGGACUACUCUUCCUACAUCCAGUACUACGCCACAUACCUCAUCACAACACUCAACGCAGCCAAAUCAGCAAGGCCACCAGACUUCUCAUGUCUAUAUGCCUAUCAGUUCUCCUACUACUCCACAAGCACCUAUGAUUCAUUCAUCUGGUAGCUCACAAUCCUCUGCUCAUAGCCAAUACAACAUUCAGAAUAUAUCCACAGGACCUCGCAAAAACCAAAUUGAAAUCAAACUUGAACCACCACAAAGAAACAGUUCUUCUAAGUUGCGUUCAACUGGCCCUCGCACUUCCACUACUCCUUCCCUCAACAGCCAGACAUUAAGUAGAAGUCAACCCACUGUUUACAUAUCGGCCAGUCCUCCAAAUACUGAUGAAGUGGUCACACGCAGUCAGCCCAAGGUCUACAUUUCAGCAAAUGCCACAACAGGAGAUGAUCAAGUUGUGCGGAACCAGCCCACGCUUUUCAUAUCGACAAAUCCUGGAGUAUCUACCACUUCUAGGAAUAUGUCUGGUCAAGUAAGCAUGGGUCCUGCAUUUAUUCAUCACCAUCCACCCAAGAGUCGAGCAGUGGGCAACAGCACCACUGCAACCUCUCCUCGAGUGGUGGUUACGCAGCCUAACACAAAAUAUACUUUUAAAAUUACAGUUUCUCCAAAUAAGCCCCCUGCAGUUUCCCCAGGGGUAGUGUCCCCAACCUUUGAACCUACAAACCUUCUAAACCUUCCUGAUCACUAUGUUGAACCAGAGGGUAUCCAGCAUCUUACUGACCCUGUUUUAGCACAUGUGGAUAGGAUCAGUGAUGCACGGAAAUUGAGUAUGGGAUCUGAUGAUGCUGCCUACACGCAAGCUUUACUGGUGCACCAGAAGGCCAGGAUGGAGCGACUUCAACGAGAACUUGAGGUUCAAAAGAAAAAGUUGGAUAAACUAAAAUCAGAGGUCAAUGAAAUGGAGAAUAAUCUAACACGAAGGCGCCUGAAAAGAUCAAAUUCUGUUUCCCAAAUUCCAUCACUGGAAGAAAUGCAACAGUUAAGAAGUUGUAACAGACAGCUGCAGAUAGACAUAGAUUGCCUAACCAAAGAGAUUGAUCUUUUUCAAGCAAGAGGACCACAUUUUAAUCCCAGUGCUAUUCAUAAUUUCUACGAUAAUAUUGGAUUUCUUGGUCCGGUGCCACCAAAACCCAAAGAUCAGAGGUCCAUUGUGAAAACACCAAAGACUGUUCCAGACACAGAUGAAGAUGAGGGAGCUCAGUGGAGUUGUACUGCCUGUACUUUUUUAAAUCACCCGGCCUUAAAUCGCUGUGAACAGUGUGAAAUGCCCAGGCAUUUCUGAGCCAACAGGCCCAUUACCUUCUGUAAAAGCAUAGCAAACGUACAAGGAACUACCCAGUCAUUGAGGGGCAAAAAAAAGAAUUAAUGCACAGGAUUUUGUAAAAUUGAAGGUGUGACGAGAUGUUAAAUGUCAGCCCACAGAGCUAGUAAUACCUCAGUGUUGUGUCACAGGCAGUUGAAAUUGAUCGGCUGAAAGGUAAUCUGCUGAAAGACUCGCCAGCUGCCUAAACCGUGUACAGUAUUACCAGUAUCCCAGUAACACACACCAUGUUCAGUGCUUGGGUAUUGCCCAUCCUCUGCUCUGCCCCGAUGUCACUACUGAGUUUUGACAGGGGGAAGGAAUAGAGUACUAGCGUUUCUGUUUUUGGAGCUUUCAGUGAAACACUACAUGCACAGAGGAGAUCUAAAAGGAACAAGGUUUAACUGUUUAAACUGUUUGCUGCCACAUAGUGCCUUCGAUAAAGGGAAGAACUUCCCAGUUCAGUGGUACUCUUUGCCUUGUCUUCCCUGACAACAUCUCUGUGAAGCCAGAAAUCAGCACAGUCACAUCUAAAGAUGAAAAGGAAAAACUGCAUGCGUUGUCUGUACAGUACACACAGUGAAAUACCCCAAAGCUUUUCCUACUGUACAUAGCUCUAGAGCCUGCUUUAAGUGAUUUCUUUUCUUCACCUUUAUUAUUUUCUUGUACUUCUGUAUGUAUAGCGUAAUAGUCUUUUUGUUAACUUUCUUUUUUUUCCCUUUAAGUGAUUAAGCACGAUCAUGUCCCUUUUUUUAAGCUUUUAUCUGAGAGAAGCAAUGCCUUAAAAUAAGAGCAUUAAUAAGAAACUAUGCACAAAACAGCUUUCCUCUGCUCAUUCUGUACAUUGCUCUUGUAAAUGCUGAUGAUCUGUGAAGACCUGCAGAUGCAGCGUGGUAAAAAUGCAGGAAAAGUUGGAAGAGUUAUACAUAUAGUUCACUCGUACACUGAGUUUUACGGUGGGUGACACAAGGUAGCGUUUUGUCUGGCACGAGGAAACUUAAAGAAACUUUCAACCCACCAACAGAUCAGCAUCCGAUUCAAGCUCGCUUCAUCUGCUGGGUGUCUUGCAGACUCCUGAAGAGAGAUUCAUUGGGGAAGUACAUACAGUGCCAGAAUCAACAGCAGCAGCAUCGUACAGCUUUGUUCAAGGACUUUAAAUGCUUUCCUGUUUUGGCAGCCAGUUUCUAAACCUGACUUUGUGGUGAAGUCUCAUAUUUAUAGAAAACAAGGAUAGCAAUAUUUAGGACAACUGAAAUAAAGGCUGGAAAAGAGAAAUCAAACAGACUUGAACACUGAAGCAACCUCAAGCAUCUCUUUAUUUUGAUGAUCUAUUUUUUUAAGGAAGAUAUUCACAUGAUCGGGGAUGUGCGUAACCGAGAUCAAGAAAAUGGAAUUCCAGUACAGUAUGCAUGAAAGACGGCACGCAAAGAAUUAUGUAGCAGCACUUAGCGUGAGGCUGGAGGGAGUGCUAACAAUGUAGCAAGAGACAAAGUAGACUGUCACCCACUGUAAACAUUUGCCAGUGGACACUUUUAUUAGGAGUUUUACAAGUGAUCUAUGUGAAUGCACAGAGGCCUUUCUUUUGAAGGCUUUGCAUUUUUUUUUAUGUGGGAAGAAAAUGCCAAUCCCAGGUAAUUCGGCAGUAGACCCAAAGCACUUGCAUUCAAUGCGUUUUGUUUAUAAAAUGAGGCCUUGUUUUUCAGCUUCAUCUGCAGUUCUAUGUGAAGAUUGACAAAUCAGUUUUUACCUGUUUAUUAAUAAAACCUAAUUUGGAUAUCUUGAGUUGAUGGUUUUGUGAUUUAGCUGGGUAAACUGUCUUUGUAACAGAUAAGUUAUUUAUAAAAAUUAAAAAAAAAUAUAUUCUAA